Messenger RNA from Odontomachus brunneus, 4316 nucleotides. Its product is annotated as myotubularin-related protein 3. NCBI's taxonomy places the organism in Eukaryota, Metazoa, Arthropoda, Insecta, Hymenoptera, Formicidae. The record is from RefSeq and is a predicted model, not a curated record. The transcript is spliced from 16 exons. The coding region runs from base 712 to 3762 and encodes 1016 amino acids. Gene Ontology annotation, biological process: dephosphorylation; regulation of autophagy. Gene Ontology annotation, molecular function: protein phosphatase binding; phosphatidylinositol-3,5-bisphosphate 3-phosphatase activity; metal ion binding.
CGAGUUCCGAACGCGGCCGUACACAAAAUUGCAGCAAGAGCGACGGAAUCGGAACUGACAAUUAAUUCUCGCGUUAAUGACUCUUCUUCUCUCUUUCCCCCUCUCUCUCUCUCUCUCUCUCUCCACUCUCGCUCACUUGCGUGCUCCCUUUCUACGCUGCGAUCCCACCUCUAAUAAUGUACACAGAAAAAAAGUCGGUCGACCGGAAUUAGCGCUAAUCGACACGACGUCCGUCGGGCGCGAGAGCGUCAGUCGCGGCGCGGGACCUGCUUUCCCCGCGCCGUGUGUCUGUCUGUCUGGCUGGCCGCACGAUGACACUGCGAUUAAAGCGCGCCGAACACGAGGACAUACGUUCAAGUACAAAUAGUCCCAUGGCGGUGUCUUACAUUAUUUUAACGACAGUUGUCGGUGACUCGCACAGCUGACGAGUAUCGCUCGUGACAACCGCGGCGUCGAGUCGAUACAACGUCGAUAGGUCACCCAACCGACGAUGCGAGGGGCGCGAGUAGUGACGAAAUUACGAAAACGAAUGCUUCUUAACCUCUCGCACGGUCUUGCGCUUUUCGGCCUACGAUUGUGUAAACACACAAAGUAGCAUGCCCUACGUGUGUGUCAAUGUUCGCACUUGAGCAUAUAUUGACAAUGAGACACGGGACAUCUUAAUCUCGGGGCGUCAGACAGUCGUCGAUAAAGUUUCGCGUUAAAGCAGACAUGGACAGCUCCGAAGAGCCGACCAGUUUGCAGUCCAUAUGCCAUCUACACGCCUCAGAAUUGUUCCCCAAGCACACACACUUCGAGUGCGAGGACGAAACGUUGACGGUGCCGUUUACACCGCUGAGCGGAGAAUCGGUCGUGGCACUAGGACGCACCUCGGAUGGAGUUCUGGCGCUUUCGAAUUACAGACUCUACUUGCAGUUAAGCCAAACAUGUUACAAUAUACCUUUGGGUCUGAUCGAGCAAUUGGAAGUCAAGGAGAUUUUCUAUUUGCACAUCGGGUGCAAGGACGCACGUUCUUUAAGCUGUGCAUUUUCCACUAACGAGCAUUGUUUGGAGUGGUACAAACGAUUACACAAAGUGACCUAUCCGCGGAAGAAUGUAGAGGAUAUAUUUGCGUUCGCCUACUAUGCAUGGUCUGUAGAAGAAGGGAAAGAUUAUCCUAGGCUUGGGAAAGAUAAUAGUUCUUAUAUUGUCACAUUUACUUCAGAGGUCGAGCGACUGAAGUUUAAUUUACAUGGUACAUGGCGUAUAAGUCAAAUAAAUAAGGAUUACAGGAUGUGUCCAUCCUAUCCGUUACAGCUUUUGGUUCCUGCAUGCAUUUCCGACCAAACCCUCGAGAUUGUUGCCAAAUUUAGAAGUUCCAGACGAAUUCCAGCCGUUGUAUGGAGGCAUGUGAAUAACGGCGCCGUGAUAGCUCGCAGUAGCCAACCAGAAGUUGGUUGGCUCGGCUGGAGAAGUUCCGAAGACGAAGAUCUUCUGAGGGCUCUCUCGGACGCGUGUAACUAUGAUAAGGGCGAAAGCACGAUGAUAGAUUCACCUAUUACAUACUCCGACGCCGGUGACGAUACAAUUACACCAAAUCCACCUAAGAAAGUUUUAAUCGUCGACGCUAGAUCAUAUACGACAGCAGUGGCGAAUCGGGCACGUGGCGGCGGUUGCGAAUGCCCCGAGUAUUAUCCGAGCUGUGACAUACAGUUUAUGAAUUUGCCGAACAUUCACUCGAUACGGAAGAGCUUUCACGCGCUGAGACAGCUCUGUGCUUCGGACGCGGAUCAACCAAAUUGGCUGAGUUUACUGGAAGGUACGCGAUGGUUGCAACAUAUGUCGGGCUUGUUACGAGCAGCAGUCACCGUGGCGUCCGCGAUAGAGAGGGACGGUCGGCCAGUAUUAGUGCAUUGCAGCGACGGGUGGGACAGGACGUCACAGAUUGUGGCGUUGGCACAAAUACUGCUCGAUCCAUAUUAUCGCACUAUGGAGGGAUUCCAAGUUCUAUGCGAGAGAGAAUGGUUGGAUUUCGGACACAAGUUCGCAGACAGAUGCGGUCAGACUAUUGGCUGCGACGACCCCAACGAACGUUGCCCAGUAUUCCUUCAGUGGCUCGAUUGCGUCCAUCAGUUGAUUCUGCAAUUUCAGUGUAGUUUCCAAAUGUCUGCUGCAUAUCUUGUGAAAUUGGCGCAACAUACGUACUCUCAGCUGUUCGGCACAUUCCUAUGUAACACUAGACAGGAAAGGCGGCAAUUGAGAAUACGUGAACGUACAUUCUCCGUUUGGCGUUUCCUCAACUCCGCUUCGUUUGUAAAUCACUUGUAUUCACCGUUGAAAAAUCAAGUAUUGUGGCCAAGUUGUAACGUGCGCGACCUCGUCUUAUGGUCUGAGGUAUACUUAGGUUCAAUGGAAUCCUCGCUCGGUGUCAAAGACGACAAACAAAGGAUAACGAUAAUAGACAUCGAAGGUGGCGACAGCGAAGAGCCGCAGGGGCAAAUGACGAAGACGAGAUCAUACGGCGACCUCAUGCACGCACCCGAUCACGCGGCUUAUUUACAUCGAAGGCUUAGUGAUCCAAGUAUUUCCGUGGAGAAAAAAUUCGAUUCUCUGACGCUUGAGACUGAAACGGAUCAGAAGGAUGCGAAGAACGUGGACGAUAAUCAGAAUCGGGCCGCGAGCGAAAGCUUAUCGGAGACUGAUAUUAAAUUAAAGAAAUGCGACGCGAAUCAAACAUCCAGCGACUCUCCCGCCAACCCGUCGGUAGACAGCUCCACCGACACCCUGAUACCCAAUAAUGACUCGGUCGUGCCCGCGACAAAUGACGAGAAGGAAGUGUCACAGGCGAAUUUGUCACGAGAUAUCGUGUCUCCAUGGAUCGAAACCGGCACUACAGGACGCGCCGUCGCCUGCUCGUCGUGCAGUCGCAAUCACAACGAGGGUAGUGACGUGAGUGAUACUAGUGCCCCAUUGAUAUCAAGAACUCCCAGUAGCAUAUGCCCAGCUUCGCCAACCCAUCAGGACGUUAUACUAGAUAAUCCUGACUGGCUGGAUGACGUUGAUGGUCUUCCCGUUAUAUGUUGCGACGUCCAAAUGCGAAUACAACAAAUUAUCGUAGAGCAUAAGCUUAAAGAAGAAGCCUUAAGGAAGGAAUUACACACGACAAGGUUGGCGCUACUGAAACAAGUAUGCAAUCACAAUCAUAAUAUAGAUACCGAUCGCAUCGACGACAUUGGGUCAUUACCGGAUUCUGUAGGGAGUGUUGGUGAACACGGCGAGUCCUUACCAUCGGAUAUGUCAUGGGAAGCCGUGGAUGAGUUGGCUCCGGCGCCUACCCUCUGGGUGCCCGAUCACGCUGUGACUCAGUGCAUGGGAUGUAACACGAAAUUCUGGCUCGGUAGACGUAAGCAUCACUGCAGAUGCUGCGGCAAGAUCUUCUGCGCCGAUUGCUCCGAGAACUUCAUCCCGCUGCCUAGCGAGCAGCUUUACAAUCCCGUGAGGGUAUGCAGCGACUGUUUCUCGCGGCUACAACCGCCCUACAGCACGAGCUCCUGCCAAUGCAAUGCCCGUCAACAUCAGGGCAAGACUGAGAACGAAAACGAGGUGACGCCUCCAACAGCGAUUAACGGCGGCAAUCCAACAGAGACAACGCUAUCACCUCCGUUACAAACGUGCCUGAGAAUGAAGAAUUUGCCCACGACGAAGGACACUUGCUGCGACAACCUGCUGCAGGCAACGCAUCAGAAAGCGCAACCGUCCGUCGCGGCGGCCACGGCAAAUUGAGAGAUUUGAUCCUCGCAAGGAAGAUAUGAGCAAGAGAAAGAGAAAAUCGGGGGGAAGAGGCCCGUUAGGGAUAUAGCCCCCGCUUACCGAUCGAACGCCGUGAGCGUCGUCCUCUAUGCGCAACGCUCUCGUCAUUGUCGGAUUUCUACACGGAUUUGUAUUGCGUCGAAUCACACGCGAUACACGGACUAACUACUGCGUCUAGAUUCUCCUAAACGAUCUAAUAUUUAUUGCUAGAGUAUAAUGAUUUGUACGCGAAGAAAUGUAUAGCGGGUAUACGGAGAGACACACUGCGGUCUAUCAAGACUGCAGAGGGAAGAGGGACAGAAAAAGAAGGAGAGGUGGAAAAGCGCGAGAUAGGGUCAGUAUACGAGGUUGUAAAUAUCUUAGGAGUAUCUCGAACUAAGAUUUCCGGCUUCUUCUGAAAAAAAGGAGAGAUCCUCCGAGCUUACCUGUUUCUAGGUAUCUCCACACUGAGGAUGCUGAAAGUGGCAAGUUUAUGGACAGGCUGUGAUUGACGUCUACUUUAAAAAAAAAAAAAAAAAAAAAAAAAA